Messenger RNA from Hemibagrus wyckioides, 4786 nucleotides. RefSeq names its product Rho GTPase activating protein 36 (gene arhgap36). The coding region runs from base 370 to 2316 and encodes 648 amino acids. Gene Ontology annotation, biological process: signal transduction. The record is from RefSeq and is a predicted model, not a curated record. NCBI's taxonomy places the organism in Eukaryota, Metazoa, Chordata, Actinopteri, Siluriformes, Bagridae. The transcript has 12 exons.
GAGCCCUGUGCCAUCAGUCGAGCGUUUCCUGUUUCUGACAAGCACAGUGCACUGCUGCACGUUAGAGGCCCGUAUUUUAUCAAAGUGGAACACACACACACACACACACACACACACACAUGCACAGAGCGCCCUGCAGAGGAAAGCCUGCUAUCACUUUACAGAUACACAUCCACACGGAGGAUGUUCUGAUGGACUCCUAGUCUUCGAUUGUCCCUAGGUCAGUCAUGGCUGUGGUUAUGGGGUCCUUCCUCACACCGGAUAUCUGAGUAUGACCCUUUCAGCUGGUGAGCACAGAAGAAAAAAAAAUUGGAUUUUUUUUUAUUAUUGUGGUUUAAAUGUUUAAUGAAAACCAGCUGCUGAGGUGGUAUGGUUUUAUUUUUGGGAUCUCAUGGAGCCUCAUCUACAGUGAUGCAGCCUGAAGAGCCUGUGCGUCAGGAACUGCAGUUUUUUUAUGUGGGUGACCACACGUGGGCUACUAUGUUGGGGCAGAGUGUGAAGCUGCAACCGGUGGCCAUUCAGAGCCUGUCAGAACUGGAGCGAGCCCGGUUACAGGAGGUGGCUCUUUAUCACCUGGAGGAGAGAGAGCUGGAUUUCAAGAUCAGCAUUCCAAAAGAGAUUCGCAAGAUGAGGAAAUCACUAAGAAGAAAGUUUGAUUCUUUUUCCAAGGAAAAGAAAGAACGAGAAACAGCCCCCAAGGCGUUUGGGAUUCCUCUUUCGCAGGUGAUCGCUAAUGAUCGGGCCUAUAAACAGCGACAGGAUGCUCUGAAGGAGAGCCGACGGGAUUGUCUGGAGUUGGAGGCUAGCGUCAUGUACUUCCGUGCUGAAAAACGGCAUCAGAAUGGAAACCGGCCCAUGGUCAGCCGAGCCUCAACCUCCAGCGACGCAUCCUCAUCACUGUUGGAGCUCCACAACAAGCCACUUUCACCAACAUUCCUGGACAACAGCUCUCGCAGUCACAGAAGGGGAGGAUUGUCAGUGGACUCCAUCUCAGAUUUGGUAGAAAGUCAGUCCAGGCUGCUUGAGGCACUGCAGCUCUCUCAUCCGAACGAAUUGGAUAUCAAGAAGACGCCAACGGGCCGCACGCAGACCAAACUGAGCCUGAAUCCCAUUUACAGACAGGUGCCACGUGUCAUGGAACGCUGCUGCCAGCACAUAGACACAUACGGGUUGCAGACAGUGGGGAUUUUCCGAGUUGGAAGCUCUAAAAAGAGAGUCCGCCAACUGCGUGAGGACUUUGACAGUGGAACAGAUGUUGUACUGGAUGAUGAACACAGUGUUCAUGAUGUGGCAGCGCUAUUAAAGGAGUUCCUGAGGGACAUGCCGGACCCUCUGCUGCCCAGAGAGCUCUACUGCGCGUUUCUACAUGCUAACAAUUUGUGGGGUGCUGAUCAGUUGGCAUACCUGCAGCAGCUGUUGUAUCUGUUGCCUCCGUGUAACUGUGACACUCUGCUGAGGCUGCUGAGUUUAUUACACACAGUUCAGGAGCACGCUCAUGACUCCGUCGGCCCUGACCAGCAGGAGAUCCCAGGUAAUAAGAUGACAGCAGGUAACUUGGCCGUGAUUUUUGGGCCCAACCUGCUGCAGAAGGAGAAGGGAUCAGAUAAAGAUCUGAAGCCUGAGGCAAUGGGCAUCGAGGACAGUGCUGCCAUCAUCUCAGUCACCUUGCUCUUAAUCCAGCACUACAAAUAUCUCUUCACGGUUUCAGCAGAGCUCCAGCAGGAGGUGCUUAUGAGUCUCAUUCAGACCGAUCCAGAUGUCAUUGACUACCUGCUACGCAGGAAACUCAGUGGGAGCAGCAUGACAGUGGAGCCAGAAUUGGGACUACGCAGGGACACUCAGACGUCUCUGGACUCAGUGGGUCAGUCCAGUGAUGACAUGUCACCUAUCGAGGCUGUGUCCCCUUUGUUCACAGACACUGCUGGUGGAAGCAGUCUGAGCAGUGAGGUUUUUUUCAACGCGCUACGUGUCAGCACCAACAGCAAACGCACUUCAGACACUUCAUCCAAAUCCAUAGCCAACAUGCGACAGUUCCAUUCCCAUCACAACCUGCUGAGUCUCGUCCACCCGUCUACCCAGCUCCAGACUGAAGAGCGAGAGCUACAGGGGGGCACGGGGCUUUCCACUCCGGUCGAGGGUGUACAGUUCAGUCACCGACUGCAGGAUGACACCUCCCAGCCUCAGAGCCUGAAAGAAAGAAGUGUGUGGGUGCGACAGGGCUCCAGUGCCUCCUCUACUUCAGAGGACAACAAGCAACCAAGCAACUUCUGGGACUUUUUCACUGGCAAGGUGUCAGGCUCAGAGACUGUAGUAUGACCCCUAGAUGGCCUAGUGUAGUGUGCAUAGAGUGUGUGGACUUCUUCACCUGCUUCCUAGAGACUGAAAUACUCCCCUACUACAGAAACACACCUUAUAAUAAAACACCUUGUAGAUAUGAUAUAUAUAUAUAUAUAUAUUUUUGCAAUCGCUAAUCUUCCUGCUCCCUUUGUUUUGUGGUUUCCAUGCAGUGCAUGUUUAUGUAAGGCGAUGUUACAAACUCCAGGAGAGAAAUGAAGGCACUGUUUACCGGAAAUAUAGAAACCUAAAAGGCACGAUUAUGUGUAGAAAGUGUAUACGUGGGAUUAGUUUUUGAUAAAAAUGAAUGUGACCACAGAGCUCUAAAACAAGGAAUUUCACUGCAAAAUUUGAGCCGUUAACAUGGAGGUUCUAUAGUGUAAGAUUAUAUAAAUAUUAAAAUGUUCAUUAGUCUUUUACAAGAAUUUAUGCAAUCGUUCUGUGCAGAUUUGUUCAAAAUAAAUUGAACAGAAUUAAAUAACUCCCACAGAGCCGAAAUCUCCAAGGAACCUCCAAGUGCCAAGACAAUUUCACUGUUUCACCCACUUCAUAUCACACCCAGAACUCACACUACAAAACUGCGAUUCCCAAACCCUUCGUCUCAGACUCAACACUUUGGGAUUAAGACGUCUUGAGUCAGAGUAUUAAGAGCCUGAGAUUUAGCUGAUGAGUUGACUUACAAGAGACUUUUUGGGGGGAAAAGAGCACUGAUUAAAGCGAGUUAGAAAGGGCUCAGGGAAAUAAAUAUACACAACAUAUACACUAAGGUUCCAUUAUUUACAGUGUAAGUUAACAUGAUAACAAAGCCUGCAUUAAUUUAGCCGAAUACUAAGUCAGUGAUUACAUCUGCUUUAAACAGUGUUUGUUGCAGCAUUUCAGCUUACAAACUAAUGAAUUCAAUAUGUAAUUUUUAGGAGGCAGGAUUUCUCAUUCUGGCUGAAUAGUGGUUCUGUUCAUUUUUAUAUACUCAUAGGUUGAAUGCGUAUUAUCUACUGGAUAUAAUUCUAAAAAGUACAGACUUUCCUGAGUUGAAUUAUGUUCCUCCAUGAUGACAAGCACAUGUAAAUUUACAGUACUUUAAAGAUUUAGCACUCUGUUUACCCGUGAAAGUGAGAAUAGAGACAGCUGCACUUUUUAGAUUUCAUUCUGACCGAGGACACUGAAACGUCACAGACAUUUUGAUUUGAAUUUGUUUAGGCUAAUGUCCAUGUCACUAUAUCACCAUGUGAUCAGACUGUAGCUUUCACUGUGUGAGGAAAUCACACUCGGCUAGCAAAGGCUUCAGACGUUCAUAUCAUUAUCCAGACUGACUAUUUUCACUGCUGUGCUCAUUUUACACAACAUCUCUUAUUUUAAAUUAUGGGAAGAUAGCUAAUGCAAAAUGUAAGAAAUAAUGAUAUUUCUUUUUGGUGAAUUAGAUUCAUGGUAUUUUAAAGUUGUCAAAAUAUCCUGAUAUUUUUUGUUUAAUUUUUUUUUGCCAUAAUUCAGACACAAACAACUCACAGGUGUUUUCAGAAAUAUUAAGCAAAACAACAAAAUGUUAAAAUUUGGACAUCAGUGAGUGCAAGUGUUAACUGCAUUGUUAACAUCCUACUUAUAUUCUAUUAAUGCUGUAAUCAUAAUAUAAAUCAAAUUAGUAAAUGAAACCUGCAUGUCCACCAAAGCUGGAGAAAAUUUCCAUUUCGUCAUCUUAAAAAAGUCUACAUAAGUGCAUAUAUACAGAAUAUUCACAGGUUGAAUAAAAAAGUACAGCUUUUAGACUUUAUAGUGAUCAAGAUUUAGAAUUAGACGGAAUUAAUGCCAGUACAACAUUGCAGUAUAGUUUUUUUUUCUGCUCUACCUUUUGAAAGUAAGGUUUUAAUUAUCCCAUUCCUACAUUCCAGUGCAUUUCUAGUUUCCUCCUCCUUUCAGAAACUCUGUGGUCUUCUUGGCCAAGGCAGCUGCUUUUAUCUCCUUUAGAGAUGUGUGUACCAGUAUGAACAAUGCUUUCAAAUAAAAGUAUAAUCAUAAAUUUUGGCCAGUGAAUUUUUCUUGCAUUUUCUUGUAUAUGAACCAGAUGACCAAAAGGAUGCUGUUGCAUCUGUUUCCUUACAGAUGAUCCAGAAGGCCUUCUCUCCAAAACUUCUUCAGAGACCAGACUCAAUGUGCAAAAAGUUGAGCGGGAAACCGUGGCAAGGUGAACUUUUUUUAGAGAUCAUAUAAGCAUUUUUCUACUAAUCAGUUUUGUUUUUGUUUUUUUUUACUUUGGGAGAAUUCUUUUGAGUAAGAGUGGAGCGACGGUCAGCGAAGAUGAACACAGAAGGUGUAGUAGCACACUGAACCACAAGGAGGCAGACGUUACAUAAAAACCUCUCUCUCUCGAUGGUGUAAAUAGAAUGUACAAGGCACAUAAUCCAAUAAACUGUCUUUAUCUAUACAUAAAUAAAAGUAUCAUUGCUGUUAAAUCAUCUGA